AUGGCGAACCGCGGCGCAACAUGGGACCCCGAUGUCCACACCAUCCGUGAUCUGAUGGUGUUGGGCAGCAAGAAGCUCCCCAAGAUGUACAGGGACUACUACAACGAGGGCGCAAUGGACCUCGUAACACUGAAAGAUAACGAAGAGGCAUACAACCGAUACAAGAUCAUGCCGCGUAUUCUUGUCAAUGUCGACAACAUCGACAUGUCUACCUCGAUAUUCGGAGCCAGGGUUUCUUUUCCCCUGGGCUUCAGUCCCGCUGCGAUGCACAAGAUGGCACACCCAGAAGGCGAACUCGGAACGUCGCGUGCGGCAGCAAAGAUGAACGUCUGCAUGGCACUUUCUUCCUACGCCACCGAGUCGAUGGAGAAUGUCGCAGCUGAAGGCACCGGAAACCCAUACGUGAUGCAGUUGUGUGUGCUCAGGGACCGAGAAACCACUCUGCAAAUCCUGAGGAGAGCUGAAGCAUCUGGAUACAAAGCCAUCUUCCUCUCUGUCGAUACCCCGCUGCUAGGCCGUCGACUGAACGAAUACCGAAACAACUUUUGUCUACCCGAAGGCAUCGAAUGGCCCAACCUGUUGUCCGAUGGAAAGAGCGAAUUGAGCGGUGACGAUAAGGACGGCCAGUCAGCAAACCGACAUGACUUUGACCCUUCGCUUGACUGGGACUCGGCGAUUCCCUGGCUCAAGAAGCACACCAAACUCCAACUAUGGCUUAAGGGUGUCUACACCCCCGACGACGUCGCCCUUGCAAUCCGACACGGCCUCGACGGUGUCAUCAUCUCGAAUCACGGUGGCAGGCAGUUGGAUGGUGUCCCCGCUACCCUAGAUGCUCUGCGAAUCUGCGCACCGGUGGCAGCUGGCAAGAUUCCAAUUGCGGUCGAUGGUGGUAUUCGUCGGGGCACCGACAUCUUCAAGGCGCUCGCCCUCGGCGCGUCACAUUGCUUUGUCGGAAGAAUCCCCAUUUGGGGGUUGGCCUACAACGGGCAAGAAGGUGUUGAGCUGGCGCUUAAAAUCCUCCAGUAUGAGCUCAAGGUUGCUAUGGCUCUCGCAGGAACUCGAACCAUUUCUGAAAUCUCGAGGGGUCACGUAGCAUAUCUGAACGGUAGCGGGGUGUUGGCGAAGCUCUAG
Messenger RNA from Colletotrichum phormii, 1131 nucleotides. RefSeq names its product FMN-dependent dehydrogenase. Lineage: Eukaryota; Fungi; Ascomycota; Sordariomycetes; Glomerellales; Glomerellaceae. The transcript has 8 exons. Gene Ontology annotation, molecular function: oxidoreductase activity; FMN binding. The record is from RefSeq and is a predicted model, not a curated record. Bases 1 to 1131 code for a protein of 376 amino acids.